Closterium sp. Naga37s-1 is the source of this 957-nucleotide messenger RNA. The record is from the annotation of a GenBank genome assembly. Lineage: Eukaryota; Viridiplantae; Streptophyta; Zygnematophyceae; Desmidiales; Closteriaceae.
AUGGCCGCGCGGAACGCCUCAGCUAUCCAGUUUACGAGCCCCUCAAUCGAUCACGAGUUCUGGAAGGACUUCAGCGAAGAAGAAUGCACGUGGCUGUACGCGCCGCUUACUUCCUUGGGCCUAGAUCACGAGUUCUGGAAGGAUUUCAGCGAGGAAGACUGCACAUGGCUGUCUGGCCCGCUGGACUUCCCGGCGCCUGCAGAUACAUCCAUCGAUCAUGCGUUUUGGGAGGACUACAGCGAGGAGGAGCAGACGUGGCUGUACGUCCCGGGGCCGCGCAGCAACACGCCCACGCCCACGCACGUCACGGGUGCACGCGCUGCUGUCACCACCGCUGCUGUCACCUCCGCUACUGCGCAGAUCGCUGCUGUCACCAGCGCUGCAGUUAAGACUGCUUCCGUGAAGAGCGUUGCUGUGAAAAGCGUUCCUGUUAAGGCCGCGGUUUCAGCAGCCAAGGGAACGCGUGCAUUUGCAGCUGCACCAGCCAAGGCCGCUGCUGUUAGAAGCGUUGCUGUUAAGCCUGCAGCUGCAGCAGCUAAAGGAGCGCCAGCCAAGGCCACUCGUGUGACGCCUGCAGCUGCUAAGAAGGUUAAGAGCAGCCCAGUGGGGUCGGUGGCAACAAAAGCGACAGCAGAGAAGGUGAGGGAGCAGGGCAAUGGGAGGGCAGCACACACGGCGGUGCGUGCAGCAGCAGCAGGGAAUGCGACGUUGGGAGGGGUGGAGGCAGCAGGAGGGCGAGCAGCAGGUGUGGGGUGGGGUUCAGGGCGUGGUGGCGGUGGUGCGAGUGGCAUCCCUCAGCCUGGGCAGAGCAGGGCAGCGCACACGGCUGCAGCGGCUAAGGCAGUGCAGGCUGCGCCUCACAGCACUCGUAAGCCGGCUGCUCCAGCAGCAGCAGUGCCCGCCACUCGCAUUCCCAAGCCACGCCCCGCAGCACCCCAGGGAAGUAGUGGACGGUAG